This is a messenger RNA of Seriola dumerili (greater amberjack), 1589 nucleotides long. It is a transcript of the gene eva1ab, whose product is annotated as protein eva-1 homolog A-like. Lineage: Eukaryota; Metazoa; Chordata; Actinopteri; Carangiformes; Carangidae. The record is from RefSeq and is a predicted model, not a curated record. The coding region runs from base 135 to 707 and encodes 190 amino acids. The transcript has 4 exons.
GGAAGAUGAGAAGAGGAGAGGAGUAAACACACUCCAGAUGGGAUCUUGGCAUAAAUUCCACGGGAGUCAUGAGGAAUGAACCCCACUCCAGGAUGAACCCCAGAAUUCAGUAAGCUCAAGUCACUGUUGAAAUCAUGAGCGCUCCAACGACAGGAAGCCCAAAUAUGGAGCUGAAGGUGGUCUCCCAGGAGAUGGCACUGCUUAGCAACAUAAUGGCAGCUUACACCUUCAUUGCAGACCAACCCGAGCGGACAGCAUUGGUGUUUCUGGGUGGUGUCUGUGUUGGUCUUCUCGUCACACUCUGCGCCAUCGUCUUCCAGAUACACUGUCGAGCAGACUGCAGCUAUGGAAACAGUAACAACCCUCACCAUCGCCACAGGAGCAGGCAUCAUCGCCGUCGCCUUCACAGCUGUCCCCACCAUCAGCUCGGUGACAGUAAUCCAGACAGCACUGCUGUUGUUGCGGCUGGAGGGACCGGGCCUGCUGGGGACAGCGAGUCGGAGGAGUGGGAUGAUACAUCGGAGCUGUCGGCACGACGACGCAGACGCUUUGAGAGAGCUCUGCUGCACGCCAGCAUGUUCACAUCAGCUGAGGAGCUGGACCGAGCCCAGCGGCUAGAAGAGCGGGAACGGAUUCUCAGAGAAAUCUGGAUGAACGGGCAGCCAGACAUCAGCACAGUCACUCAAAGCCUCAACAGAUAUUACUGACACAUAAUCAUUCAGAUGGAGAUGGACUGGCAGGUAGAUGGAUAAAAGAUGAAUAAAUAGGUAAACAAAUAAAAAAAAGAACGAACAUAAACCAUUGGUUUGGGAGCUCUGUCUGCACUGCACCAAAGAGACGCUUAUAGAUCAAACUAUAACUAUCAGCACUGUGUGGAGCAGUCUCCCCUACUGUGUAAACAACAAGGAAACAUAUGAAUUGUGAUGGCUCAGCCCUCCAAUACAGGAUGACACUCAAGUGUUUGGAAGAAUGUCCUCAUGCCCUGACAAUCCAACAAAUAAAGACACAACAGGACCUACAGAGCAUGGACCUGCAGGAUUCCUGUCAUCAAUUGUUCAGCGAGUACAGAGGAGGAACAACAGGCAUCACGGAGGCUGCAGCUCUGCAGCCUUUGAUGAGUGUAUGGAUUCAAAUGUUAGUGGUACUGUGUUGUCUCUCAGCUCAUCCUUUAUUUGUUUUUAAAAAUGCUAUAAUAAUGAGCUGAGUGCUGGAGCCUCUUUGUACGAUUAAAUGGAAGGGAAGAGAAACAUUAGCUCCAUGACAGGAUGGAGAAACUCACACUGGUGCUUUUACUGCUGCAACUUUUCAUCCCUAAUUAAACUGAUGAAUGCACACUAACAGGAAUGGUUGUGGAGCUUGAUAAAAAAAAAUUGGGGUGUGUCAUCAAGGAAAACCUGCCUACAGCCUGUUUGUGGGUUGUAUCUGUAGGCCGGGAGGUAAUCAGCUGUAGGUGUUAGACAUUUGGACAGCAGGUCGUGGUGUUUGAGAGGAUCAUGCUGCCUUUCUUUAUUUGGCUCCUGUGGUAAUGAGCUGAAAAAAAUUGAAUAAACUUUUAUCCAGGAUUUUAUGAGCUCUGUGUUCUGUACAUA